AUGGAGGCCUCCACCACUAGCUUCUUUUCCUCGCCACUGCAGGCUGCCGCGGCCGCGCCGACCGGCGGCGACGCCGUCAGCCUUGACCGCCUAAGCACCAACCUCGAGCGUCUCCUAGACCCUUCGUUCCCCAACCGCGCCGACACCGAGAUCGUUCUCGCCUCCGGAGGCUCGGGCGGCGAACCCGGCGCCGCCGCCAUCGUCGGCGCGCACAGCUGCAUCCUCGCCGCCAGGAGCUCCUUCUUCCUUCAGUAUUUCUCCUCCAUCCCCGCCGGUGAGAAGGCUCGGCUGAACCUCGCCGACAUGGUCCCCGGCGGCCGCCACAUCGGCCGGGACGCCCUCGUGGCUGUUCUUGGCUACCUGUACACUGGGCGCCUCAAGGUGCCGCCUGAUCAGAAGUGUGUGGACGACACGUGCAGACACGAGGCGUGCCGGCCGGCCAUAGACUUCGUCGUCGAGUCCACGUACGCCGCCUCUGGCUUCGAGAUCCCGGCGCUCGUCUCGCUCCUCCAGGGAAUCAACCCUUUCCUCCAGAAUCCUGUAGCCAGAUGCUCAUUUCACAGGAAAACAAAAAUCCACUGCUACCUCUGGUUUUGUCUCCGCCGUGGAAGUCCGAGGCAGCGGCCAACAACGUUGGAUGCUGAUUGGCUUUGCUUGGCACACUUUGGCAAGACUGAUUGA
This is a messenger RNA of Miscanthus lutarioriparius, 681 nucleotides long. The record is from the annotation of a GenBank genome assembly. Lineage: Eukaryota; Viridiplantae; Streptophyta; Magnoliopsida; Poales; Poaceae.